Molecule: messenger RNA, 844 nt
Organism: Camelina sativa (false flax)
Lineage: Eukaryota; Viridiplantae; Streptophyta; Magnoliopsida; Brassicales; Brassicaceae
Source: RefSeq, a predicted model, not a curated record
CACCGUACUGAUAUUUGACCAAACCUUGAUCAAAUCUAUUAAUUUUAAAUAAAAGAAUUAAAAAAAUUGGAGAAGAAGAUGAUGUGUGGGUAUAUAUAUAGACACACAUCAUUCUUGUUUCUGUAGUUUUCCACAUAGUUAGAUUUGUAAAGAGAAGAUGAGGUUCUUGUUGAUGAGCAUGACGUUGGUAUUAGUGGUGGCGUCUGGGGAAGCAGCUAGGGAGAGAUGGACCAGAAAUGAGAUGGUUGAGAUGGCUGGCUACGGCGAACAAAAACUCUCCUCUGUUCUUCUCACCGCAACUCUUCUCUCUUCCUCGCCCUCUCCAAUUCAUGGUGCUACUGUUGGUAUCAAGUGCCAUACUAGAUAUAGGAAAGGAUCCAAAUGGAUCAAAGGUGUGACAAAUGAGUCGGGGAAAUUCGUCAUCGAUCUUCCUUCUCACCUCCACGCGAUACCUGACCUAGACAAGGCUUGUAUCAUAAAAACACUCUCUGUUCCUAAACCGUAUCGAUGCUCUUCUAAGAUUCAUAGAGGCAUUAAACUCCUCUCCUCUUCCAGUGGCUCCCGUGUCUACGCAGCCGGCAACAUCACCUUACAAUAGAGAGCAUGUAAAAAGAGAUUCUAAAUUAAUCUUUCUAGGAAAGAUCAUUCAUGUCUAUCUGUUUUUUUAUGGUUCCUUCUCACUUCUUGUGAGAAAGAGAGAUAGGCUUUGUAAAUCUUGUUUUUUCUUGCUCUUCUUGUAUAUAAAAUUCAUGUUUUCUUCAACCUCGGAUCUUCUUGAUACUACAGAGAAGAUACGAUCCUUUUAACUGAUUACAUAUUAGAUGUAAAGUUUGUUGCGUUAACU